AUGGCUGGCCCCAAGAUGACCAUGGCUCUCGUAAGCCUCCUCCUGUCUGGCGCGUUUGCCAUUACUCCCUACUCGAACUGCCAGUCAACUGUUACUGCUGAGCCUCAGCAGAUUGGCUCCACCACUUCCAACGCUGCCACUGUCAUUUCGACCACUGAUAGCCUUGGCAACCCAACUCUCCAGACCAGCUCUAUUCUUGCUACUACUGGAUCUGCCGUUACCACUAGUGGCGCCGUUUCAGCCUCGAGCUCUGCUUCGGGAUCUACCACGGGCAUGCAGCAUGUCAACUCGACUGCUACCUCCUCCAAUGAUAGCCCCUCUGGCAGCAUGACUGCUCCCUCUGCCCCGGAUCGCACCAGCGCCGGAGCCGCCAUCAAGGCAAUCUCCAAUGUUGCCCUUGGAACUGCGGUCAUGAUCAUGGCUUAUUUCAUCUAA
Messenger RNA from Trichoderma gamsii, 435 nucleotides. RefSeq lists its product as hypothetical. The coding region runs from base 1 to 435 and encodes 144 amino acids. The transcript is spliced from 3 exons. NCBI's taxonomy places the organism in Eukaryota, Fungi, Ascomycota, Sordariomycetes, Hypocreales, Hypocreaceae. The record is from RefSeq and is a predicted model, not a curated record.